Messenger RNA from Polyodon spathula (Mississippi paddlefish), 3048 nucleotides. RefSeq names its product protein CBFA2T1. Gene Ontology annotation, molecular function: transcription corepressor activity. NCBI's taxonomy places the organism in Eukaryota, Metazoa, Chordata, Actinopteri, Acipenseriformes, Polyodontidae. The coding region runs from base 672 to 2405 and encodes 577 amino acids. The transcript is spliced from 11 exons. Gene Ontology annotation, biological process: negative regulation of DNA-templated transcription; DNA-templated transcription. Gene Ontology annotation, cellular component: nucleus. The record is from RefSeq and is a predicted model, not a curated record.
GUCACUAGGCCAUAAAAGAUGGUAUUUCCAAUAUGUCAGCCCCAAUUGGAGGCCAGUGGUCCGAGAGAGAAAGGGAAACAAGAAAGCGGGGAAAUUCGGACAUUAGCGAAUCCGCCCCUUCAAGCUGGUGCUCUAUUGGCAGGAAGACCCACCACGAGAGGGGGAGGUCGUGUUGACCAUUCAUCAAUAGCUCAUUGGCUCAUCAUUGAGUGCCAUUCCAUUCAGUUUAUCAAGUCUUGCACAAAAAAAGAAUGGGCCUCCAUUCAGCUUUGUUAAAGCCAACUCUAGGAGUAAAAUGCGCUAUUUGAAUCUGUUUUGCCCACGUUUUUUUUUCUUCUUUUUAUUACUCUUUCACUCUGUUAAUGCAGCCCUGACUUAAAUGAGUGCCUUUUAUUUGGCUGGUUUGAGUAUAUCUUGCUAUUAAUUCCCUAUGCAUUGAAAAAAGGUUGGCAGGCGGAUGGGGGUAGGAGAAGACUGCUUGGUUUGGUGUAUUGCUUUCAAAUGGAAUCAAUGAGGUUCCAGCUCUUUUAAAUUAACUCACUUAAUACCCACUGAGCAGAGUCAUGAAUUCACAUUGUAUCACAACAGAGGACUAUAAGUAGUGGGGAAAGUUGGAAAGACCCGGAGAAAGGACUUAAUUCAGACACUAUCGCACUGAGAAGCACUCCACAAUGCCAGACUCACCUGCUGAUGUGAAAACACAAUCCAGGUUGACACCACCAACAAUGCCACCUCCUCCAACCACGCAAGGAGCUCCAAGGACCAGUUCUUUCACCCCGACCACAUUAACCAAUGGCACCAGCCACUCACCCACAGCAUUAAACGGAGCUCCGUCUCCACCAAAUGGGUUUAGCAAUGGACCCUCCUCAUCCUCUUCCUCAUCAUUAGCCAAUCAGCAGUUGCCACCUGCCUGUGGCGCACGGCAGCUCAGUAAACUCAAGCGGUUCCUCACCACACUGCAGCAGUUUGGCAACGACAUUUCACCGGAAAUCGGCGAGAGGGUGCGCACAUUGGUGCUGGGGCUUGUGAACUCUACCUUAACCAUAGAAGAAUUUCAUUCCAAACUGCAAGAAGCUACGAAUUUCCCACUGCGACCCUUUGUCAUCCCAUUUCUGAAGGCCAACCUGCCAUUACUUCAACGGGAGCUCCUGCACUGCGCAAGGCUGGCCAAGCAGAACCCGGCCCAGUACCUCGCACAGCACGAGCAGCUGCUGCUUGACACCAGCACCACCUCACCUGUCGACUCCUCCGACCUGCUUCUGGACGUCAACGAAAACGGCAAGAGGAGAACACCCGAUAGAACCAAAGAGAACGGCUUUGAUCGAGAGCCUUUGCACUCAGAGCAUCCCAGCAAGCGGCCCUGCACUAUUAGCCCCAGCCAACGGUACAGUCCAAAUAACGGCUUAUCAUACCAGCCCAACAGUCUGCCUCACCCCACACCGCCUCCACCUCAGCACUACCGUCUGGAUGACAUGGCUAUCGCUCAUCACUACAGGGACUCAUACAGGCAUCCCAACCACAGGGACCUCAGGGACAGGACCAGACUUUUGGGGAUGCAUGGCACACGUCAAGAAGAAGUGAUUGAUCACCGGCUUACGGACAGAGAAUGGGCAGAGGAGUGGAAGCACCUUGACCAUGUAAGAAAACUGCUGAACUGCAUCAUGGACAUGGUAGAGAAGACGAGGCGCUCUCUUACAGUCCUGCGGCGAUGUCAGGAGGCAGACCGCGAGGAGCUCAAUUACUGGAUCAGGCGGUACAGCGAUGCUGAGGACCUCAAGAAAGGGACGAGCACCAGUACCAGCCACUCCAGACAACAGAGCCCUAUCAACACAGACCCCUCACUUCCAGAAGCUCACCGCGAACUCCUUCACAGGCCCACCUCUGGAUAUGUGCCGGAAGAGAUCUGGAAGAAAGCUGAGGAGGCGGUGAAUGAGGUGAAGCGGCAGGCGGUGUCAGAGCUGCAGAAGGCCGUGUCCGAAGCUGAGCGGAAAGCCCACGAGAUGAUCAGCACAGAGAGGGUGAAAAUGGAACGCACCGUCGCCGAGGCCAAGCGACAGGCUGCAGAGGAUGCGCUGAGCGUCAUUCACCAGCAGGAGGACUCCAGCGAGAGUUGCUGGAACUGUGGGCGCAAGGCCAGCGAAACAUGUAGCGGCUGUAACACUGCAAGAUACUGCGGCUCUUUCUGUCAACACAAGGACUGGGAAAAGCACCACCACGUGUGUGGGCAGACCCUUCAGGCCCAACAGCAGCAGCAGCAGCAGCAAGGAGAGACUCCAGCAGCAGCAGCCAUCUCCUCAGCAAAACCCUGCAGUGGAGCAGGGAGUCCGGUCAGCACGCCUCCAGCCGCCACUCCGAGAUCAACAACCCCAGGCACUCCCUCCGCCACAGAACCCACCACGCGCUGAGACAAGGAGAAAAUAUAAAGGAAGCAAAAUUAAAACAAACAAACAAACAUGUCCUUGUAUGCUCAAAGAUUAUAAACUAUUAUACUGCAAAAAAGAAGGAACUUAUCCUGAAGUAGUAGUGAAACACGGAAGGCCAGUAACGGGUCAUAUUGACUUAUCAUGAUGAAAAACACAAAGAUUUUCUUUGUUUUUGUUUUGUUUUUUUUCCUAUAAAAAAACAAAAAAAAUAACAUAAAAACUGAAAAGACAGCAGAGAAUAACAAAAGAGUAGAUUUGACCUCCACCCCUCUGUUAUUUUUCCAGUAGCUGGGAUUUUAAACUAGAUGACCUCAUUAACAGAUGCUUAACCAAACAGCAAACCAAGGGAUUGCUAAUUGCUGUUGAAAGCAAAAAUGCUAAUAUUCAAAUAUGAGAAAGGGACACCUUGUUCUUUGUAACAAUGAUGGAAAAAAGAGAGAUAAAAACCCUCAAGGGCAUGAGUGUUGGAUAGAGCGUAGACAUUCUAACUAGACGACGAAUGGCAUACAUGGGUUACUGACUGAACUUUGAAGACCGGCAAUGAAACGCGCACAUGAGCAGCAGAUUGGAAAGAAACACAGAUGUUCAUCCUUUUUUUUUUUUUUUUUUUUUUUUACUUCUGGAA